AUGAAACAUCCCAUAUUGCUUCCCAGAGAUAGCGAAUUUACAAAUAAGAUAAUCAAGGAAACGCAUGAAAAUAAUUACCAUGUUGGCACUACACAUACUCUUAGCCUCAUUAGAGAGAAGUACUGGAUACCACAAGGUAAACGUCAGGUGGAACGAGUGGUCUCAAGAUGUCAACGGUGCAUCAAACACGGCGGUGGUCCUUAUCGCUUGCCAACUGCGCCCGAUCUACCUACCGAAAGAGUGAACUAUAGCACACCAUUCACGUACUGCGGAGUAGAUUAUUUCGGACCGCUUUAUGUCAACACGCAAACUGGCAAGCAGAAGAGGUGGGUUGCCCUAUUCACUUGCUUGGCUGUUCGAGCCAUUCAUCUUGAGAUUGUUAACGACUUGACAGCAGAAGAAUGUCUCUUAGCACUUAGAAGAUUUGCUGCCACUAGAAACACUCCACAACGAUUGUAUUCAGACAAUGCCACAUGUUUCAAACUAACGUCGGAAGUCGUCAGUAAGCCGUACUGCAUUGAAAGAGGAAUUGAAUGGCGAUUUAUACCUCAGCUGGCCCCGUGGCAUGGUGGAUUUUACGAACGACUGAUAGGUGUAGUGAAGCAUUCUCUAAAGCGCACUCUCGAAAAGCACCUUCUUGGAGAUAGCAAGCUGUUAACAGUGCUAAAGGAGGUAGAAGCUGUAGUCAACUCAAGACCACUUACUAAAAUUGGAACCGAAGUGAUCCACAUAUUAAGACCAGCUGAUUUCCUAAGUCUGGGAAAAUGCUUAACCUUGACUCCGGCAACGAAUAGUGUCUGUACGGUGGACAGUUCAAAAAUUCAAGUUAACCUAAUAGAGAGCUGGAAAAGGGGCUUGAUAAUCCUAGAGGAAUUUAAGAAAAUAUUCAUGGCACAGUACUUGACGAGUUUGAGGGAGAGAUACCAAAACUCUCCUAAACAACCAAGAAUUGUGUCUGAUUGCGAACCUAAACUGGGAGAUAUUGUUCAAAUAAAAUCGGAUCUAAGAAACCGCGAGUUGUGGAAAGUCGGAAAGAUAGCAGAGCUAAUAAGGAGUGCAGAUGGUAAACACAGGGUUGCUAAAGUUAAAGUAGGAGACUCUAUUAUGACUCGAUCUAUAGGUCAUCUCUACCCAUUGGAGACUGAAACAGAUGGCUCUCCGCGAACGGUAGCGACAGAGGAGGAACAAGCUGCAACACCUCUAGACACGCCGAUAGAGUAUUUGGAUCUGGAUGCUGUCCCAAGUGGAGGCGAUGGCAUACGGCCUCCCCAAACAAAUCCAAUACCUGAGAAUCAAGACGAGACAGUUGCUACUGAGGAAGUAAUGCCUAUACAAGAAUCUAUGAUGAACACUGAAGCAUCAAGAUCGGAGGAAGCCACUUGCAAUCCUGACGGUAUGCUACCGGAAACUAGGACUAGGAGAGACGCCGCUAUUCGUGCCAGAGCGAAAAUCUUGGAGUGGACACGUCAUCUGCUCACACUACUGCAAUAG
Molecule: messenger RNA, 1491 nt
Organism: Cydia pomonella (codling moth)
Lineage: Eukaryota; Metazoa; Arthropoda; Insecta; Lepidoptera; Tortricidae
Exons: 1
Coding region: 1-1491 (496 amino acids)
Biological process (GO): DNA integration
Molecular function (GO): nucleic acid binding
Source: RefSeq, a predicted model, not a curated record